AUGUCUUUUCCUACUGCUUACCGCGAUUCUUCAACUGCUCUUUCCCCAUUUUAUGUUCCUGAUGUCCCGCCCACUGUGGCGUUUGUUAAACGCAAGCGUGAACAUGUGGUGUUCCUCAGCACGUUGCAAGUGAUCCACUUGAACUUCACGAAUGAACGAAAGCAUGAAGCUGAAACCGGCGAUGAAGAGCUCAUGUCCAAGAAGCGACCACGGUAUGAGAACAGACCAGUGGUUGAAGAUAUUGAGAUGCCACUCCGCGAACGAGAAGAAGGUGUCGUUCCUGUGCCACCAGCUUGGCCAGUUCUGGCCAUUGCGCAAGACCAAGCGCAAGCGGAGUUCACUAAGGUGCCCUAUGCCGCGAAGAACGAUUGGCCAGCGGAAGCACCGGCCGAGGUGGCCACCCAGUUGACCGAAGAAGAGAACAAGGAGGAAGAAGAGAACGAGGAAGAAGAUGAAGACAAGUUCUUUUACGCAAAUGAGCUAGGAAGAGGAAGCGUUCCAACCAAAGGAACAAGAGGAAGAGGUGUUUGUCGACGUCUCUUGGCAUCCGGAAUGGAUUGUUCUGGACACGCCAGAAGAAAUGUCCGCACCUUCGAAGUGACCAUCGCUGCCGACAACGUGGCAGCAAACCAUUUCAGAAGAGAAUAG
Radiomyces spectabilis is the source of this 648-nucleotide messenger RNA. RefSeq lists its product as uncharacterized. NCBI's taxonomy places the organism in Eukaryota, Fungi, Mucoromycota, Mucoromycetes, Mucorales, Radiomycetaceae. The transcript has 5 exons. The coding region runs from base 1 to 648 and encodes 215 amino acids. The record is from RefSeq and is a predicted model, not a curated record.